Colius striatus (speckled mousebird) is the source of this 1371-nucleotide messenger RNA. It is a transcript of the gene ASB16, whose product is annotated as ankyrin repeat and SOCS box containing 16. The transcript has 5 exons. Gene Ontology annotation, biological process: intracellular signal transduction; negative regulation of delayed rectifier potassium channel activity; neuronal action potential. Gene Ontology annotation, cellular component: membrane; synapse; axon initial segment. Bases 1 to 1371 code for a protein of 456 amino acids. The record is from RefSeq and is a predicted model, not a curated record. Gene Ontology annotation, molecular function: transmembrane transporter binding. Lineage: Eukaryota; Metazoa; Chordata; Aves; Coliiformes; Coliidae.
AUGGCUCAGGAAACCUUUGCCUUCAGCUCCUCAGCCCUACGCUCCCUGCAGCUCCAGCGGGAGCUGUUGGAGCAGGAGGAGCGCCGGCGAGCCCUGGCUCGGGAGCGGGCCACGCGCCGGUUGCUGCCCGCCAGUCCCCGGCCCCCCCUGCUCCCCUCCCGGCGGACGCAGUACUGCCGGGACCCUGCUGUCCACAAUGCCCUGUACACUGGGGACCUCCUGCGCAUCAAGAGCAUCUUUAAGGAUGAGACCACCACGAACCUGAUCAUGGAGACGGUCACCGAGGAGCUGGUGUGGUCACCUGAGCAGGGGCUGUGGGUGCUGAGCCCCCGCCGGCAGCAGACGUCAGCCCUGCGCAUCGCGGCCGGCCGGGGCUACGGGGAUUGCGCCCGGCACCUGCUGCUGCGGGGCGCGGACGUGAACGCGGUGGUGGGCGGCCGUGCCCCGCUGCACGACAGCGUGUCCGCCCCCCGCGCCGACUGCGCCUGCCUGCUCCUGGCCUUCGGCGCCGACCCCGACCUGCCCAGCGCCGACGGCGCGGCCCCGCUGCACCUCUGCACCGCGCGCGACAGCCUCCGGUGCGCGGAGCUGCUGCUGGCGCACGGGGCGCGGGUGAACCUGGGGACGCGAGACCGGCAGCUGACGGCGCUGCAUGUGGCGGCACGGCACGGGCUGGUGGCCCACGUGGAGCUGUACCUGCAGCACGGUGCCGACGCCACGCGCCGCAGCCGCCAAGGCGAGACCCCCCUCAACGCCGCUUGUGCCGCGGCCGAGCACCCUGAGGACGCCGAGCGCUACUACCAGGUGGCUGAGCAGCUGCUGGCAGCGGGGGCCGACCCCAGGGCCGCUGGCCGCAAGGACCACACGCCGCUGCAUAACGCCUGCAGCAACGGACAGGCCCGGCUGGCGUGGCUGCUGUUGCGCCACGGAGCCGAUGCCACUGUCCCCAACUGCGCUGGCUACACCCCCAUGGACUGUGCUCUCCACGCCGUCGAGGAGUACCAGCACCAGCAACCCGAGGAAACCAUCGCCCUCCUCCUCAACCACGGCGCCGGCCCCGUCCAGCCCAAGAUGCUCAAGUUCUGCUGCCGGCACCCGCCGGCGCUGGAGGUGGUGCUCAAUGCCUAUGACCGCAUUCCCCCCGCCGACAGCUGGGUGGACGCCGUGCCUCCGGAGCUGUGGGAGGAGCACCGGGAUUUCUACGCCUCGGCACUGUGCAUGGCGGGUCAGCCGCGCCGGCUGCAGCACCUGGCCCGCUGCGCUAUCCGACGGCACCUGGCUGCGCGCUGCCACGCCGCUAUCCCGAAGCUGGCCCUGCCGCCCCCGCUGCGCCGCUACCUCCAGCUGCCCCUGGAGGGGCUCAUCUCCUGA